UGAGGCCCAUGUUACAAAUGUACAUCCAUUGUAACCAAACUUGUGUAAACAUUGAAUGCAUAUCUUCGAAAAUUAUAUAAGAUGUAUUUGUGUGUUAGUUUUGAAGAAAACUAUGAAUAAUAUUUAUUUAAAUUGAUAAGAAAUCGACAAUGUGCCCUUAUUUCUAUCAAAUUCAAAAGUAGUAGUGUUAGUGCAGUUUUAAGAUUUGACAAUGAGGUUUAUACUUAUAAAUAUAUUAUUUUUUUGCGUAUCGCGUAAUGCAAACGGAAUGCGCUUGGAAACGCUAAAAAAAUGCUGCACAGUCGGCGAAAAUUAUUCAACGUCCGGGAUGGACUGCAAAACUUUUAAGCCGCCCAUAGCCAACGUCGAAAAACGAUAUGAAGCCGCUUGUCUGAGGACGGUCGACGUUUGCUGCAAAAAAAAGCUCAAGGAGGGCCAGUGCAACUUGGGAAUUACCGACGCCAAACAGGGGGCGUGCGGGGAUGAGGACGGCGAACGAAAAGAUUGUUGCGAGGCGUGCUCAGUUGGAAUAUCAAUGGGUAAGGCAGGUGAACCCUGCGUUGAUUCUUACGGAUUAGGAGAAGGAUUUGUGAAAUGCUGUGAAGAACCGGAAAGCAUUCCCAGCACUACAUCUUCUUCAACAACCACAUCAACAAGCACCACAACAAUUAAACCAACAUCAGAAGCUGACCUUGAUCCUGACAAACUUGAAAACUUGGAUACGAUAUGCGAUUCAGACGUGUGUGCCCAGCUAUGCGAGGUCACUGAAAGUUCCUAUAAAUGCAGCUGUUAUCCUAAUUACGUCCUUAUGGGAGACGGUGUUUCCUGCAGACCCUUGAAAAAAGCGCAGAGAAAGGGAUCACGGUGCGAUCUGAAUAAUCCUUGCGAUCAAAGAUGUGUGGACACGGGGACCGCCAUUAAAUGCGAAUGUGAUGAUGGUUACUCUCUUGGGAGUGAUCAUCAGACUUGCGAAGAUAUCGAUGAGUGCGCCAUGAAUUUGCACGAUUGCCAAAAAGGAGAAGAAUGCAUCAACGAUGUGGGAAGUUUUUCUUGCAUUGCUACAGAAAUCGAUGAGGAUCCUUUUCAAGCCUGCCCCAAAGGCUACCAUUUCAGCGGUACAACGAAUAAAUGCGAGGAUAUUAACGAGUGCGAAUUCGAUAUUGUUUGCGAGAGACCGAAAACAUGCGAAAACACUAUGGGCUCUUAUGUUUGCAAAGGAGACGAUAGAGAAUUGUGUCCUUCAGGAUAUCAUUUUAACGGGACCAUAAACGAUUGCUCCGACAUCGAUGAAUGUUUAACCGACGAACACAACUGCAACAAGGAUUCUCAAGUGUGUCUGAACACAAAGGGAAACUACACUUGCCAAGAUAAAGCAUCGAAAAAACAUUGUCCACCUGGUUUUAAGAACAACGCUUCGACAGGAUCUUGCGAGGAUAUCGACGAAUGUAACGAAAGCGACGAUCUAUGCAAGUCUGGCGAAGUUUGUGUCAACGAGCCGGGAGGUUAUAAGUGCGCUAACAAAGUCACAACCACAACUCCAAGGACCUUUUCCACCAGGUUUCCCACAAAACCGAUUAAACCGGUCCCCAAAGCUUUCUGUCAAAAAGGAUUUGAACAUAACGGAGUCGGUUGUCAUGAUAUAGACGAGUGUGAGUCAAAUCCCUGCGAUAGUACACAGGAAUGCGUAAAUCAGCCUGGAAGUUACACUUGCAAUUGUAAAAUUGGCUACACCAAGGACCCAGUGCUUGGCGCGGCCUGCGUUGACAUAAACGAGUGCCUGCUGGGCAACCACGACUGUUCCUUUACUCAAAGAUGCGACAACAGUCCUGGAUCAUACGUAUGCAAUAGAAUUGUGGGCUGUGGCACUGGAUACACCUUUAAUUAUGGCAGUGGAUUAUGCGAGGAUGAUGAUGAGUGCGCUCUAAACCUUCAUAAUUGUGACCUAAUGGGUCCUGGAUUAAUAUGCAAGAAUCUUUUGGGAACGUACAUAUGCGAGAAACCUGCAACUCCAAAACCGAAAACGACUCCAAGAAAUCCUUUUUAUAACUAUUAUACUUCAACCGCAAGAUCAAAUCCUACAACGACUAGACCAACAAGCAAACCAAUCACAACCAGAUAUUAUAAUCCGGUUACUACAAAAUCAACCCCAAGAGUCUAUCCGAAUUAUUAUACGCAAACAACUACAAUCAGACAAACCACAACUCCUUUUUAUUCCAGAUACUAUACCACUACUAGUUCUACUACAACCCCAAAACCUACCAUUUACUUUGUCCCCACUACCCCUCCAUGGAUUUAUCAUAGACCGCAAAGCAACAACAACGUGUAUGUACAGACGCGUUUCUACAACAUCCCCGAUGUGCCAAAUACAGAGAAACCCAUAAUAAUGCAAAACAGCAAUUGCCUUCCGGGUUACAGGAAGAAUGCCAGAGGAGUAUGUGAAGAUAUAAAUGAAUGCUUGAGCAAUCCAUGCGAGGCCACCCAAAAGUGCAUCAACAUAAACGGCUCGUUCAGAUGUUCGGACACUUUGAUUUGCAAGGUGGGCUAUGAGCCCAACGACGCUGGCAGCAAAUGUGUUGACAUUAAUGAAUGCAGCCGAGGAACUCACACAUGCCACCACACUCAAAUAUGCAAAAACGGACAAGGUUAUUAUACAUGCGAGUGUCCUUUGGGUUAUCACAUAGACAAGGCAACAUUCAGCUGCGUUGAUAUGGACGAAUGCAAACACUAUAGGCCUUGUUUGCCGUACGCUUUGUGUGAGAACACUCCAGGAUCAUACCGCUGCACUUGCAAGGACGGCUUUAAGCGCGAAGGACCCGACUGUAUAGACAUUGACGAGUGCAAGGAAACGACAGGAUUAUGCUCUCAAAAAUGUCUUAAUCAAUGGGGAUCGUACCGUUGCGCUUGCAAUUCAGGAUUUAAACUCAAUCCUGACAACAGGACGUGCAGCGACAUUGACGAAUGCGAAAAGUACAAGGACAAAAACAUUUGCAUGCACAAGUGUCAAAAUAUACCCGGGAGUUACGCGUGCGAAUGUCCAAGCGGAUAUAGAUUGGGAAAUGACCGGAAAGUUUGUAUCGAUAUAAACGAAUGUAGCGAAAAUGCAUGCAAUCCUCACGAGUCCUGCAUUAAUAUUGGUGGUGGAUACAAAUGCUAUCCGAUUGAGUGCCCGCCAGGCUACCACAAGGAUUCCAGUGUUAAAUCGAUUUGCAAGCGCAUCAAGAACUACUGUGACCCAAGAACGACGGAAUGCCAGUUGAUGCCUGAACAAUAUUCCUACCAGUACAUCACGAUUGUGUCCGACAUACCGCUAUUAGAUGAGCCCAUUCAACUGUUUCAAAUAAGCGGGCCCUCUUGGAGCCAGGCGAGAGUUGAUUUUUCUCUUUCGCUCCUUGAUGUCGAUUGUCCCCAUCAAAAACGAAUCGAUUUGGAAAAUUACUUCAAGAAAGAAGUGGAGGGCAGCAUCAUGAGGUUAUAUUUAACGCGUAGCCCCACUGGACCUCAAGAGGCCACCUUGCAAAUCGACAUGAAGUUAUACAACGGAAACGCAAUAAUUGGAAAUAUCGUUGUUUAUAUCGUUGUUAUUGUUUCCGAGUUUCCUUUCUAGUUUAAUAUGUUUUAUGCUUUCUGAAACAGCUCAAUAAUAUUAAGUUAAUAACUACUAUAAUUAAGGACAGCCCCUUAAGGCUUAAUCUGCCACUGCUUGUCUGUAGACUCAUAAAAAAUAUUUUGUAAGUAAUAAUUUAUAUUUUUAAUGCUAAAUUAGCAUGUAUAAAUAAGGGUUUUUGUAAUUUCUUACCUAUUAAAAGAGUUUU
This is a messenger RNA of Brassicogethes aeneus, 3812 nucleotides long. NCBI's taxonomy places the organism in Eukaryota, Metazoa, Arthropoda, Insecta, Coleoptera, Nitidulidae. The record is from the annotation of a GenBank genome assembly.